This is a messenger RNA of Spinacia oleracea (spinach), 1290 nucleotides long. RefSeq names its product AP2/ERF and B3 domain-containing transcription factor At1g50680-like. Lineage: Eukaryota; Viridiplantae; Streptophyta; Magnoliopsida; Caryophyllales; Amaranthaceae. The transcript is spliced from 2 exons. Gene Ontology annotation, biological process: regulation of DNA-templated transcription. Gene Ontology annotation, molecular function: DNA-binding transcription factor activity; DNA binding. The coding region runs from base 167 to 1174 and encodes 335 amino acids. The record is from RefSeq and is a predicted model, not a curated record.
GGAAGUACUACGUACAUAAAUCUCUUCCUUAAUCCUUAGCUUCAAUAAUACUCCGUAAACUAACAGUCAUCUUUCAAAGAACGACGUUAAUUAGCCGGUAUUCAAUCAGAAUAAUCACAAACUUCAGCUUUUUUUUCAACCUAAUUUGCACAAAGAGCUAAUUACAAUGGAGGAUGGUACAUUGUUAAUCACUAUCACGGAAACAGAGGCCUUGGAUUCAACGAGCUCCAACUCCAACUCCUCAUCACAAAGGCCCAAAAGUUUCAAACGGCCCAAUAAGCAAAUUGCUGGUUCAUCAAGAUUUAAAGGAGUGGUUUAUCAACAAAACGGCCAUUGGGGAGCCCAAAUAUAUGCCAACCACAGCAGAAUUUGGCUAGGGACUUUUAAAACCGAGGCGGAUGCGGCCACUGCCUAUGACAGUGCCUCCAUCAUGUUCCGACAAAGAAAUCUCGACGAAGCCCAUCGAAACUUCCCAUGGACCACUAUUAAUAUGUAUGAGCCCAACUUUCAAGCCCAAUACACUACUGACCAAAUAUUAAACAUGAUCAAAGAUGGGUCUUACCCAACUAAGUUUAGUGAAUAUUUAUAUUCCAUUUCCCAAGUGAGCAACGGUCAAAGCAACUAUAGUAAUAACCAAAACGAGCGAAAAGGGUAUUUUUGUCGCGAACUCUUUAGAAAAGAAUUGACACCAAGUGACGUGGGAAAGCUCAAUAGACUUGUGAUUCCAAAGAGACAUGCAUUGAAGUAUUUUCCCGUCAAAAUUAAUAUUGGUCGAAAAUUCGGUGUAUGUGAAGAAGACGAGCAUGAAGGAAGAGACAUGGAACUAGUUUUGUACGACAACAAAAUGAAGAGUUGGAAAUUCAGGUAUUGUUAUUGGAAGAGUAGCCAAAGUUUCGUGUUUACUAGCGGAUGGAACAGGUUUGUAAGGGUCAAAGAAUUAGAGGCCAAAGAUAUUGUUACUUUCUACAUGUGUGAGUUGAAAGAAAACAAUGGUCAAGAUGUGAAGAAGUUUUGGAUGAUUGAUAUUGUAAAAUAUAAUGCAAUCAAUCAGACUUCAAUUGUUGAUGAUGGGACAUUAUUGGUUCAAGAGGCAGUGGUAGAGACAAAGAAAGAUAAGAGAAUUAUGUUAUUUGGUGUUUCAAUUAGUUCUGCUAAUUCUGAUGAAGAAAUUUAGUAUGCAAUAAAUUUGCUUCAUUAUUUUCUAGAUUUUAGUUCUCUAGCUAGUGUUUUAUUUUACUUUUAUAAAUAAUAGACGAUGAUUUUGAUAAACGCUACAUUAUACUCCGAUUC